CUUACUGCCUCAUACUCUCAUCAACCAGCCACGGAGUGACCAGUGGCUCGUCCCCAGCCGUCAGACAAGAAAUCUCUCUCUCCCGGAUGCGUCCGUGUGCGUGCUCCCCAGUCAUGCCUUCUGCAGUAGUAGUAGUAGCAGUUGCCCUUCUCCUGCUGCUGGCCAACCCCCCGCCCGCACUGGCCAAGCGCUUCGACUGCCAGAUGUUCUGUCGCACCACCGGGUUCAAUGGUAUGGUUGGCGGGUGUCGCUGCUCCUUUACCCUCUUCACCGCCAAGCGCGCCGCCAGAGACCACAACAGCGUGCCUGAAGAAGUAGAUCCUUCGCUGGAAGACCCUCAGAAAGACGAAGCCCACUACUUCAGCCUCGCCGGUCUGGUACGACUGGCUCGCGAGACCCACAACAGCAUACCCACGGAGGACAGCCAGCAAGACUCCACUGUCGUGGAUCACUCGAAAGUUGCCGCUGCAGCCAUACCCAAGAACCACCCAGCGCGUCUACUGGUCAGGACUAAUGUUAGUUCAGGCACUCAGAAACCCUUCAUCAGGCUUGGGCGAUCUCCCUCCCAGAUGCUGUUAAAACGCAAGGAGUUCGAGCAGGACCUUGAUAACGGAGACACAGCCGAUUAUCUUAGGCUGCCCUACUAGAUGUGGAUAUUAAGCAUCAUGAGAUGUUUUCAUACAACUUCAUUCAAUUAAAUUAUUUGUUUUGAUUAGUUACAAAUCCUGGCACUACAGAGGCCUGAUUUAUGAUGCAUAAUCACGAAAGAGAGGUAAAAGUACCCUGUUGCAGACAAGUGUAGAGAGCCUUCCUAUUUACUAUCAGGUUUUGCACUGUUUCCUACAAGUAAAAUAUAUUUUUGUUGUCUUAGAACAUUUAUAAGAUACCUAGUGGAAAAUGUACCUCGUUUAUAGGCCUAUCAAUGUAACUUUUGCCAUUUAGCCUCACAUAAUAAAUCUGAAAAUGCUUUAGGAUAUUUUGCUUAUGGAAUAUGUUAAUAGUUUUCCUAAUUUUCCUAUAUUAUUCGAGACUAACAUCCGGAUACCAACCAAAAAAAAAAAUUAAUACACAUUCUCGCCAUGAUAUCCAACAUUUAAUAAAGACACACACGACAAUGGAAAA
This is a messenger RNA of Cherax quadricarinatus, 1122 nucleotides long. RefSeq lists its product as uncharacterized. NCBI's taxonomy places the organism in Eukaryota, Metazoa, Arthropoda, Malacostraca, Decapoda, Parastacidae. The record is from RefSeq and is a predicted model, not a curated record.